CAAAAUCGUGUACACAAAAUAAAACAAAUAAAUUUCAUCAAAAAAUAUGUGUCACGCACACAUAAGUACACCUUACAUCUAUAGAUAACACAAUUAUCGUUAUCUCUCGGGCCAGAUAAAGCAAAAUUAUUAUCGAGCGAAAACAGAAUCAGUACAGGUACUAUACCAACCGAAAAAGUACCAAAAUGAAACUACGAAUAAUUUUACUAGUGACAGUUUUUUGUGGUGUAAGUUUAGGACAAGAUUUAAAUGAAUCAAACCCAGACGUUGAAGCCGUUCCAGGCAUUAUUCUAGACUUGGGAGAAUCUUCUGGACAACCAGUACCCGCUGAGGAUGUACCACAAACUCCAACGCAACCUACCAAUAACGAUACAGAUCCAAUGACUUCCCAUGUUGCACCACCAGACACAGAUCAAAGGGGUGGUUCUGGUACUCCCUACACCCUAACAGAAACCAGAUUGCAAACAAUUAGGAAAUUAUUCAUGUAUCCCUUCUAUGACCAAGGAGGUAAUGCAGACAAUGAGGGCGAUUACCAAAAAGAAAUCCAGUCAUCGUCGCCUCAAGUCCACAAAAACUUCAACUUCCAGUUGCCGUUUUUCGGCUUCAGAUUCAACUACACUAGAGUGUCUUUGAAUGGGUAUUUGGAAUUCAGUGACCCGCCACCCAACUACAACUAUCCCUUGACUUUUCCUGUAAGGGAUUGGCCCAAGAAAAACGAUCCUUCGUUUAUUGGAAUAUUUUUCAGCAAAUGUAGAAUAGGCAAUCUUCGUGAUGAAGACGAAGACAAACGCUUACCAGGAGUAUAUUUCCGCAUGGAAAGAGAUUUGCUCACCAGAACCGAUCAAAUGGGAGUGGAAAUUCGUGAAAGAUUAAAGUGGGACAUUCGAGAAGGGGUUAUUGGCUCGGAAGCCUUCGAUCCUAAACACGCUGUCAUUGUUACCUGGAAAAAUGUUUCCUUUAAUGGAGGCUUUGGAAAUGCUAUUUACAAAACCAACACUUUUCAAAUGGUCCUUGCAACAGAUGAAGUCUACACCUAUGCAAUUUUUAACUAUUUGAAUUUGGAUUGGACGAGUCAUACUGAAGCUGGAGGGGAUACCACUAGAGGCGAAGGAGGUGUGCCAGCUUAUAUUGGGUUUAAUGCAGGUAAUGGUACCAGAUCCUGGGAAUACUCUCCCUACAGUCAAGCAUCAGUCCUAAGAGAUUUGAGCGGCAGAGGCUACGCUAACGGAUUCCCAGGCAGACACUUAUUCAGAAUCGACGAAAACAUCCUGGUUGGCACGUGCAAUAAAGACAUCGAUGGCGCAAAUUUACCCCUAAUGUUUGCUCCAGAAUCUGGCAACAUGUUGGGUGGUACCGUUGUCAACAUUACUGGCCCAUGUUUCAACCCAACCGAUCAAAUCUUAUGCAAAUUUGACGUAGCCAAUGUAGUUUACGGUACCGUAGUGAGCAGAAACAGGGCAAUUUGCGUCCAACCUUUACUAAUGGUAGAAGGAUACGUAAGAUUUGAAAUCGCCAUUGGACCAGGUACUUACAAGUGGAAAGGCCGGUACUAUGUGGAAACUCCUGCAAGUGCGGCUCAGAAAAUCUACUUCAAAGACAUGAAAGUACACGAAAAAUCCCCUAGUGAAAUAAAAAUAACUUGGGAAAAAUAUAAUUUGACUACAAACGAAAACGCAAACAUUAGAAUUUCGCUUUGGGGCUACCGCGAAACCUCCAUAAGACCCUCACUAUUAUACAUUACAGAUAUAGCUGAAAACGUCCAAAACACUGGAGAGUACACGAUAGUACCUUCACAGUACCGCAACAGAGAAAACACCUUUUUAACCGACAUAAAAUUUGGCUUCAUUCAAAUCAAUUUAACCGAAUCAAUACCUAUUCAGUACGAUUAUAGCGGUACCACUCAAACAACUACCCAAGCUACAACCAUUAACCCUGUAGUAUGGAGCAGGCCUAUACCUUUAGGCUGGUACUUCGGCUGGCAAUGGGAACGCAUGUACGGUACCAACUGGCCCAAAACCUUAUGCGACGAUUGGCUAAGGACCGACAGAUACCUAAAAAACUUUGCCCACGAGCUACCGCAAUGUCCUUGCACCCUGGAACAAGCCCUCAUCGACAAAGGCAAAUACAUGCCCGAUUUUGAUUGCGACAAAGACUCAAACCCCACUUGCUACUACAACAACCAAGCAGUACAUUGUGUGAGAACUGGUUCUCCUACACUAGAAGGUUCCGAGCAACAGUGUUGCUACGACAAAAACCACUACCUAAUGUUGUCUUAUGACCAACAAUGGGGCUCCAGCCCGAAACGUUGCCACAAUUUAGGCCUAAUGCCGUACCAGGAAGCAACAAAAGUACCCACUUUGUCUCAAUGGUUCAACGAUAUGGUACCAAAAUAUUUGUGCUGUUUGUGGCAAGAUGAACAAGCAGUUGGAUGUGAAACUGUACGUUUUGAACGCAGGCCCAGUCAGGAUUGUGUAGCUUAUCAAGCUCCAGGGGUUGCAGGAGUUUAUGGAGACCCACACAUAGUUACAUUUGAUGAUUUAGAAUACACAUUCAACGGUAAAGGGGAGUUUGUUUUGGUUAAAUCAAAGGCCAAGCUGAAUAAUAUUGAAGUGCAAGGCAGGUUUGAGCAAAUGGAUCCUAAUUUGUAUGGGGAAGUAAGGGCGACUCAAUUGAGUUCGGUUGUUGCACGAGGCAAUUCGUCUACUAUUGUUGAAGUUAGGAGAAGGCCCGAAUAUGCCCGAUGGCGUUACAGGCUGGAUGUUAUUGCCGAUGGUAAAAGAGUCUACUUUGAUAGGCCUUCCUUGAAGUUCCAACAUUUCCCUGGAGUAACUGUUUAUACUCCUACUUAUAUUCUUAAUCAGUCUGAGGUGAUUAUGAUGUUCGAUAAUGGAGUUGGAGUGGAAGUUUUGGACAAUCAAGGAUACAUGACUGCAAGGGUUUAUUUGCCUUGGACUUUUAUUAAUAAGACAGCUGGGUUGUUGGGCAAUUGGAGUUUUAAUAAGGAAGAUGACUUUACUUUGCCUGAUGGAAGUAAAGUCAGUGUUGCUACAAAUGUUAAUGACAUGGAAAGGGUUUAUACGACGUUUGGGUCUUUGUGGAUGGUUGAUGAUGUUCUGGAUUCGAAUAAAGGUCGCGCAAUGUUCCUUAGGGAAAACGGCCAAUCAUCGGCCAACUUCAACAACAAAUCCUUCGUUCCAAUUUUCGCGAUGACACCCGAGGAAAUUAUACCGGCCAACCGGUCGUCACAAAUCGACCGGACUUACCAAAUUUGUACUUCCAAAAUGUACGAGUGCUACUACGACUACGCCAUGACACUGAACAGAGAUUUGGCCCAUUACACUCAGAAUUAUAAAGCUACAAUAUAUCAGUAUAAGGAACUUAGUAGGACAAAGGUUAUUUCGUGUGGUGUCUUGCCAACACCAAGAUUUGGCCGCAAGAGUACCUUCCUGUUUAUACCAGGUACCAAAGUGACGUUUGAGUGCGAUCAAGAUUUCGUCCUAGUAGGAGAUGCUAGAAGAACUUGCCAGGCAAACGGACAAUGGGAUGUUCCAGAAUAUGGAUACACUUAUUGUUUACGUCAACAAGAGUACUCGCAACGUCAACUAGCCACCGCUUCGGGAAUAGUCUUUGUAGUACUCAUACCCCUAUUAAUAAUAAUAGCUUAUAUAGCUUAUCGUUUGUUGUUAAACUACAUCAAUACCGAGGAAUCGUCUUGGCAGUACCAGAAACCAAGAGCUUUGAGCCCUAUUUUGAGUAGCACUGGUAGUACCGACAGUAUGUUCAGAAAGCGACGCAGCUAUGAUAAGAGUUAUCGCACGCACGAGCCUCUAUCCGGGCUGCCAGAAAUUGAGUUCGAGGACAAGGAAAUUGAGCCAGAGUUUGAACCAAAAAGUCCCACGCCCAGUUACAGUCAACCAUUGAAUUACGGUUCCGACGAUUACGCGGUACCAAUUAGAAAAAAAAUGCAACCAGCUAGAAUUAGUAGUCAAAGUAGUACUGUUACUGAUGUCUAAAUGUUUUAAAGAAAUUAUUAUUCUAGCAUGUGGAAUGUAAGUACUGUCUAUUCACAAUCUGUAGUGCAAAGGUACAGGUAAAAUUUAUCACUUUUUAAUGCUAUUUUAUAGGGAAAGGUGAUAAAUUUACCUAUACUUUUGUACUAAAGAAUAUAAGUAGUUGUUUAGGUGAUUUGUAUAAGUUCAAUAAACGUUUUUAAAAAAACAAUAUACAGGGUGACAAAAUUCCACAUGCUAGGAAUAUUAAAAAUUGGGGUAUUGAGUACUACAAGGUAUAUUCCUAGUUUGGCGGAAUAGUACCUGGUGUUUUAUUUGAAUAAUUUUGCAAUUUAGGUCAACAAGAGUACUCUCAAAGGCAACUAGCCAUGGCCUCCGGUGUGGUAUUCUUAAUAAUAAUUCCUCUACUUCUAUUAUUCUUCUAUUUGGCCUACAUGUACCUGAGAAAGAAGCAACAGGAAAAGGAAGAAGAAGAGAUGCUGGAUAGCGCCUACGAAGCACAAAAAAGGAGAGCUCAAGAAGCGGCUGCCAAAAAACUGACCGAAGCUAACGAGUACGACGACGACGAUGACGUCACUAGCAAUUUAACCAGUACAGCUUCGCCGGUACCUCAUACCGCACCAGCUUCACCUACAGCCAAAGAAUCGACGAUUUAUUAAUUUGGUGUAUAUUUAAGGUUUAGUAUUGUAAGUUUUUUGUUAAUAAAUCAAAUUUACUGCUGGUGGAAUGCAAUAAUAUAGGGCGAUAUCUCAUCUCUGGGGCUUGAAUAGAGACAAUGCGCACAAUGGAUAUGGGGGAAAUUAAUGGAAAUAGUUUAAUGUCGUGUGAAUUUAUAAUGCCCCCUUUGCACCUGCCUCGAAAUGCACCAAUAAUAGAGAGCUAAUUUUCUGCCCUAUUUCCGGUAAAU
This is a messenger RNA of Ceutorhynchus assimilis (cabbage seed weevil), 4917 nucleotides long. The record is from the annotation of a GenBank genome assembly. Lineage: Eukaryota; Metazoa; Arthropoda; Insecta; Coleoptera; Curculionidae.